This is a messenger RNA of Wyeomyia smithii (pitcher-plant mosquito), 5421 nucleotides long. RefSeq names its product phospholipid-transporting ATPase ABCA3-like. Gene Ontology annotation, molecular function: lipid carrier activity; ABC-type transporter activity; ATP binding. Gene Ontology annotation, biological process: lipid transport; transmembrane transport. The transcript is spliced from 10 exons. Bases 285 to 5282 code for a protein of 1665 amino acids. The record is from RefSeq and is a predicted model, not a curated record. NCBI's taxonomy places the organism in Eukaryota, Metazoa, Arthropoda, Insecta, Diptera, Culicidae. Gene Ontology annotation, cellular component: membrane; intracellular membrane-bounded organelle.
CUUUGUUUGUGAUUCACUUGUUUCUAUCGUAGCAUCGUAACGUCAACGUCGGAAGCAAGUGGAGAAGACUGUGGAUAAAUCGUGAAUCAUGUUGUGCUGAAAAUUUGCCAAAACUGCGAUUUGUUCUCGGGGAAAAGGCGUUUUGGUGUUGUUUUUCCUGAUUACGCAAGAUAUAUCGCAGGUGACGAAAUAAUUGUUAACUUCCGCCUGUCUAGCAAGCAUUAACUGAAGUGAUACAGCUCUAGCAAUUGAUUUGACCGUGGUUGAUUCAUGCAAUACAGAACAUGGCAUCGUCGGAUUGGGCAAAAUUCAAGCUUCUUCUGUGGAAAAACUGGGUCAUACAAAAGCGGCAUUAUGUGCAAACCAUAUUUGAAAUUAUGAUACCAGUUCUUGCGUGCUCUCUGUUGAUACUGGUUAGAGGAUUGGUGAACCCUUCUACCUACAGUAAGCCUGUUACCUUCGAUAGCCUCAAUGUCAGUAGUAUAGCUAGUAUAAGGACGAUGGUCACUAAUUACCCUAUCGAGCUUACAUUAGCUUUUGCUCCGACAAAUCCUAUACUUGGACAAGUGAUGAAAAAAGCAGCCAGGACACUAGGAACGGAUGUUCGAGUCAAAGCUUUCGGUGAUAAGGAGAGCAUGUACAAUUACCUGAUAACCAACAAUAUUCUAGCGGGAAUAGAAUUCGACGAUUCCAUGGUGAACAUGACUUCUAUCCCAGACAACAUAACCUUCGCACUCCGUUUUCCCAGUGAAAUGCGAACCACUAGGCUACCAGGUGCUGAGUUCUGGGCAAAUUGGCGAACGUUCCUAACGUUUCCACCCUUCCAGACCUAUGGUGCCAGAGCGGUAAAUUACACUGACGGGGGAUAUCCUGCAAAUUAUUAUGCCGAAGGGUUUACCUCCGUACAGAAUGCUAUAACGCGAGCUUUGUUGGAAAUGAAAAACAAUUCCAUUCCACUGCCUGUUGUUGCACUAGAGCGCUUUCCUUAUCCACCGUUUUACAACGAUCCACUGUUGAGAGGGUUGGAAAAUCUAUUCCCAGCCAUAAUAAUGAUUGCAUUUUUCUAUUCCUGCAUAAAUACCGUUAAAUUUAUUACACUCGAAAAGGAAAGGCAGCUUAAGGAAACAAUGAAGAUAAUGGGUCUCAGUGGUUGGCUCCACUGGACGGCGUGGUUCGUCAAAACGCUCAUCCUACUAACGAUUUCGAUAUCACUUAUAACAGUCCUGCUAUGCGCCAGCCUUACGACGAACACCGACAUUGCGAUUUUCGAGUUUUCCAACUGGUUUUUGAUAUGGAUAUUCUUGUUUAUCUACAGUAUAACGACGAUUAUGUUCUGUUUCAUGCUGAGUACGUUUUUUUCGAAAGCUAACAUCGCCUCCGGCGUAUCCGGAAUUAUUUGGUUCUACUCACUGACGCCGUAUAACCUAACGUUUGGAAAUUAUGAUCGAAUGUCACUGGGGGCAAAGUUGGGUUCCAGUCUGUGGUGUAACACAGCGAUGGGUUACGGAUUUAUGCUCUUGAUGAAACAUGAAGGAACGUCAAUAGGUUUACAGUGGUCUAAUAUUUUCUCACCGGUAACCGUGGAUGAUCAACUUACGAUUGGGCACAUAACGAUGAUGCUUUUGAUAGAUGCCCUUUUGUACUUGCUUGUUGCACUAUACGUGGAACAAAUUGCCCCAGGACAGUUUGGAAUAGCAAAAAAAUGGAAUUUUAUUUUUACGAAAAAUUUUUGGCUUUCGUACACUGCCUCUUCGGGAAAGUCUUCGGAAAGGCAACAGCUUCGACAUCAAGCACCCAAUACAGAGGAAGAACCAACCGAUAAGCGUGCGGGAAUUGAAAUUUUGGGCCUAACAAAAGUGUAUGAAGGAUCCAGAGUUGCAGUGGACGAUUUGAAUCUAAACUUUUACGAGAAUCAAAUAUCAAUCUUGCUUGGUCAUAAUGGUGCAGGAAAAACAACUACAAUGUCAAUGCUGACGGGAAUGUUUUCACCAACCUCUGGGACAGCGAUUGUUAAUGGUUUUGACAUUCGAUACGAUGUUAAAGGGUUGAGAGAUUCCCUCGGACUUUGUCCUCAGCACAAUGUUCUAUUUGAUGAGCUUACAGUUGCAGAGCAUUUGUAUUUUUUCUCUAAGCUGAAAGGAAUAUCGGGAGUUUCUGUUGAUUCAGAGAUAGAUAAGUAUGUCAGUUUGUUAGAAUUGGAGGACAAACGAAACGCACAAUCGCAUACAUUGUCUGGAGGUAUGAAAAGAAAGCUCUCGGUGGCUAUUGCUUUAUGUGGAGGUUCAAAGGUGGUACUAUGUGACGAACCCACCUCCGGGAUGGAUCCAGCGGCUAGGAGGGUGUUGUGGAAUUUACUACAGAGAGAAAAGUCAGGCCGAACUAUUCUACUUUCCACUCACUUUAUGGACGAAGCCGAUAUACUGGGAGAUCGCAUAGCGAUAAUGGCUGAAGGGUGCCUGAAAGCUGUCGGCUCACCAUUCUUUUUGAAGAGGAAAUUCGGCCGAGGUUAUAGGCUUGUGUGUGUCACCAAGUCUGGCUGUGAUCCAACAAAUCUGACAUGUUUGUUGAGGAAAUACAUUCCGGGUAUCAAAGUAGAAACCGAUAUUGGAACUGAGCUGAGUUAUAUUUUGAACAAGGAGUACUUACAUUUGUACCAAAAAAUGCUUGCUGAUCUGGAAGAACAUACAGCACAGUGCGGCAUUUCCAGCUACGGAAUAUCGUUGUCUACCUUGGAAGAAGUUUUCAUGAGAUUAGGCAGUGAUCAAGGUUCGGAAAUGGAUAAGGAGAUGAACGGACAAAUAACACAACCGAAUGGGAAUCGACAACCAAAUUUUGACCACCCCGAACAACUUCGUUCCUUGAUGACGGGGAAACGUUUGGUGGUGAACCAAAUAAAGGCUAUGUUCUUGAAGAAAUAUUUAAGUUUCAUCAGAGCUUGGAAGAUCUCAUCGCUGCAAACUACACUGUCAAUGUUCUACAUCAUAAUGAUAAUAGCGAUCGUUCGAUCCUUCCCCAAUAAUGUGGUGCUACCUCCUUUGGAGAUUUCGUUUAAUUCUUACACCAAAACAGUGACAACCCUACAAACAACGGACGCUAAUGGAACAAUUGCCAACAGUUAUGCAAAUUUGUUCAGGAGCUUACCUAGUACUAACGAGCUUAAAAUAAUCACUGCUCCUUUCGCGGAGUACGUACUUAACAAGUCCAUUGAUAACAUCAAAGCGGUGGACAACACUUUCAUGGUCGGGGCAACAUUAGAUGAAGCAAACCGUAACAUAACUGCCUGGUUCAACAACAAAGCUUAUCACACCGCUCCACUGUCGCUAAACUUAGUCUACAAUGCAAUAUUGCAAACAUUUUGUAAUGAUUGUAAUUUGAGGGUGUAUAACAAGCCAUUGCCGUACAGCUCCCGGAUACGAUUUUUAAGACUACAGGCCGGUAGUAACAUGGGUUUCCAGCUGGCGUUCAAUACAGGCUUUGCGAUGGCUUUCGUGGGGGCAAUGUAUAUCAUGUUCUACAUCAAAGAGCGAGCCUCCGGUGCCAAGCUGUUACAGUUUGUCAGUGGAGUCCACGCGGCGACGUUUUGGAUUGUGUCGUUCCUGUGGGACUACCUGGUGUUUAUAGUGGCGAUGGUGCUGUACAUACUGACACUGGCAGCUUUCCAGGAAGAAGGUUGGUCCUCGGCUGCCGAACUUUCGCGUGUCGUUAUUGUCAUGCUUUGCUUCGCAUGCGCCGUUAUUCCGUUUACGUACGUGUGGUCAUACUUCUUCCAAGUUCCUUCAACGGGCUUCAUCAAGAUGCUGAUAUUUAACAUUUUCACCGGAACUGUGAUUUUUACGGGAAUCUUUUUACUUAAGUAUAGCGAGUUUAAUUUGAAGGAUGUAGCCGAAACCUUGGAAUGGAUUUACUUAAUAUUUCCUCAUUUUGCGCUUAGCCACAGCUUGAAUAAUAUUAAUCUGGCGCUGACAAUACAACAGAUUUGCAAAGCUCAAUGUGAGGCGAUGCCGUUUUGCUCCGAGGAAUUCUUGUGCAGUUUCGAUAAGCGAUGUUGCGAUACUGACAUUUACUCAUUCCAACCGAAUGGAAUUAGUCGUAAUUUAGUGUAUAUGUUGGUAGUUGGUGUUAUAUCGUUCACUAUCAUAUUAAUGAAAGAAUUGAGACUGUUAAAGUUCGAAAUAAAAUGGCACAAACCUUGGGGAAGCGCUCCGGUAGAAUCAAUCAACGGAUCCAGAGAAACGAUACCUAUCAACGAAGAUUCAGAUGUAGCAGAUGAACGCCAAAGAAUAGGCACUCUGCUGGAUUCUGAACUCGAGCGGCAUUCGCUGGUCCUCAAGGAAGUUUCGAAAAGUUAUGGAUCGUUUCCAGCGGUUAACCGGAUUUCCCUGGCCGUUGAAGAUUACGAAUGUUUUGGGUUGCUGGGAGUGAACGGGGCAGGUAAAACCUCGACAUUUAAAAUGCUUACAGGCGACGAAAAGCUGUCUUCUGGAGGAGCUUGGGUUCGCGGGUUAAGCAUUAAAACUCAAAUGGACGAAGUGAAUCGACUUAUAGGAUACUGUCCUCAGUUUGAUGCGGUACUUGAAGAUCUAACAGGUUACGAAACGCUUCAAAUGUACGGACUAUUGCGAGGUGUGCCGAAUGGUAUGAUGGAUACAAUCAUCCAUAUGCUAGCUACAGAUCUGAACUACACCAAACAUCUUAACAAACAAAUCAAAUCCUACAGUGGAGGAAACAAGCGGAAAUUAAGUACAGCUCUUGCCUUGAUCGGUAACCCGGGUGUUAUUUACCUGGACGAACCUACGACAGGUAUGGAUCCGGGUGCCAAACGUAACUUCUGGAAUGUUAUUUGCCGGAUUAGAGAAAGCGGAAAAGCAAUUGUUCUAACUUCACACAGCAUGGAGGAAUGUGAAGCACUUUGCACGCGCCUCGCAAUCAUGGUUAACGGCGAAUUUAAGUGCCUUGGAUCGUCUCAACAUUUGAAAAAUAAGUUCACGGAUGGGUUCUAUUUAACGGUUAAACUUUCGAAAUGUGAUAAUAAUGAUUCUAACGAUUACACGAUUCUAGUCAAGCGGUAUAUAGAGGAGAAUUUCGAAGGAGCUAUUUUGAAAGAACAGUACCAAGAUUACUUAUCGUAUCACAUUACCAAAACAUCCUUAACAUGGUCUUCGAUGUUUGGCCUGAUGGAGCAGGCGAAGAGCCAGUACAACAUCGAGGACUACGCCCUAGGGCAAACUUCUCUCGAACAAGUUUUCUUGGCAUUAGUUGCUUUUCAGCGAGCGAGUGAUUAAAGCUGUGUUAAACAAAAAAACUUAAGUAUUAUUUUAGUAUAGUUACAACUCAGAAGGUACUCAAUGUUCGAUGGAUCUGAUGCAGGCUUUUUAUGUUACACAUAUGUUUGUUUAGGUUGCAAUAAAAAUUUAUAAACAU